AGUAGCACAUCAGAUGGUCCCAACAUUAUACAAAGUUCAAUUUAAAGUACUAAAAUUACCAAAACUAAAACGGAAAUAAAUAUAAAUUAAACAAAAACUAAAUUAAUUUUUUUUUUUUUUUUUUUUUAAUUAUAAUUCAAAAUACUACUAAAUAGGCCUACUAUAAAAGUAGCCUAUCUAAAUACUAAAAUCGCACUGCAUAGGAUAUGGGUCAAAUGCUUGUUAUUUUAACUUAAUCUUAACUUUCCUAAUAUGUGUUUCAGCGUAGAGAUGACUUUAAAAAAGUUUUAUUUCACAGAUAAUUGAGAACUAGAAGGAUGUCUGACGCGUGAGUAUCUCCAUCUUCAUCAGUAAUAACCAGCUAUUUAUGAAUUCUGAUAUCUGUCAUAUAUGUGAUAUGUCUCUAUCAACAUUCUCUUCCAUAUGCUCCAACCGAAGCCCCCAACCAAAGCCAAAACCCAAGAUCACUUCAGCUCGUCGGCUGGGCUUGAAGGUGAGCGCCACCUGCUGAACACAGUUUGCUGGGUACUUUUCUCCGCUCAAGUAGAGAUUCUGCAUUGAUAACAAAAGUAAUAACUUUUUGCUUUGAUAUGACAACAAUGGUCCUGUCAUCCUGAAGAUAAGGCUGCUGAAUACAGCACUGGAAAUGCUGAUAGUAGAGAAGCAGGAUAAAGAGAAGGAGAGGGAGCAAGUGCUCAGUGAGAGAGUUCCUCCGCUCAAUUUUUCCGGCCUGUCAGUGCAGGAAUUACAGCAACUUUGCAAGGAUUUGCAUCACAAGAUUGACGUGAUUGAUGAGGAACGCUAUGACGUUGGCAUUAAGGUGGCCAAAAAUGACAAAGAGAUACAGGAAAUGAAUCAGAAGAUCUAUGAGAUGAAGAGCAAGCUAAAGAGGCCUAACCUGAAGAGAGUCAAACUGUCAGCUGAACAAAUGCUAAGUGUCCUUCUAGGCUCCAAACACUCACAGUCCAUUGACUUCAAAGCUAACCUGAAGACAGUGAAGAAAGAAGAGGAGAAGAGAGAGGAGGUGACUGACUGGCGUAAAAACGUAGAGGCAAUGUCUGGAAUGGAGGGCAGGAAGAAGCUGUUUGAUGCUGGACAGUAAAAGAUGGCAGCAGUACCAAACCAAAGAUGAUGUCAAAGAUAUAAUCUCUGUUUUCACUUCAGAAAUUACAUUUUCAAAAUGUAAAAUGAGCUUUAACUAACAGUGUUUCACUGUAAUGUGUUUUCUUAACAUUAACUAACAGUUGUUAAUUUUAGUUAAUAAAAAUAAAACUAUUCUUUGUUAGUUCAUGUCAGUUCUAUUAUCCAUGAAUUAAUAUUAACAGACACUUUUGAUUGAUUUUACUUUUGAGUAUAGAAGUUUUGAUUUUAAAACUAUAUUAAUAAGUGUUAAAAUAAAAAUGAACUAAGAUUAAUAAAUGCUUUAUUUUUCUUUUUAGAUUGUGUUAACUAAUGCCGUAAUCUAAUGUUAACAAAUGAAACUUUAUUGUAAAGUCUUACCAAGUACAUACAUUAUGUUGACAUAUUGAGUGCUGGAAAUAGAAUCUGAUGUAGCUCUAAAUCAAAAUGAAAUGUUUUAAU
Onychostoma macrolepis is the source of this 1581-nucleotide messenger RNA. Its product is annotated as troponin I, slow skeletal muscle-like. Gene Ontology annotation, biological process: muscle contraction. Gene Ontology annotation, cellular component: troponin complex. The transcript has 5 exons. Bases 647 to 1102 code for a protein of 151 amino acids. Lineage: Eukaryota; Metazoa; Chordata; Actinopteri; Cypriniformes; Cyprinidae. The record is from RefSeq and is a predicted model, not a curated record.